UAGUCUACUUCUAUAAAUACACAGCAUCCUUGUGUCUCUUCAACAUCUCAAUUAUCUUAUCGAUAUCUCUUCUGCCUUCUCUCUUACAGCAAACUUAUAAAAAAGAUGGUUAAGCUUAAGUUUGCCAUCCUGUCUAUCCUGCUAGCCCUCCUCCUCUGCUCCAACCCGCUAACCUACGCCGCCCGCCACGAGCCAGCCUUUUCCAAUGGCUCCUUGGCGAAGGAUCAACCGCAGGGUGUUGAUGAAGCAGAGAUAGUAGAAGAACAGAGCUGUGAAGGAGCUGGGGAAGAAGAGUGCUUGAUGAGAAGGACACUUGCUGCUCAUAUAGAUUACAUCUACACCCAGAAGCAUAAACCAUGAGAUCGUUAAUUGUUUUAUUAUGUAAUUAAUUAGCACAUAAAUGGAUCAUUAUGCGAUAAUUAGUGCAAUAUAUAUAUUUGCUUUACAUA
Molecule: messenger RNA, 449 nt
Organism: Hevea brasiliensis (rubber tree)
Lineage: Eukaryota; Viridiplantae; Streptophyta; Magnoliopsida; Malpighiales; Euphorbiaceae
Product: phytosulfokines 3
Exons: 2
Coding region: 106-360 (84 amino acids)
Biological process (GO): cell population proliferation
Cellular component (GO): extracellular region
Molecular function (GO): growth factor activity
Source: RefSeq, a predicted model, not a curated record